AUGAGUGGUAACAUUGGUAGUAAUAAUAAUGAUCCGUACAAGGAAGUGGUCCGAGGUGGGUUGAAAUUGAAGAAAGGCAAAUCAAAAUUCAAGAAAAAGAAGAGAGAAAGUGUUGAUCUGAAGAGUAUUGAUAUAACUAUCCACAAAGAUGUCGAUACGACAGUUACAUAUAAGACACCAGCAGAGAUAGCAUUUGAGAAGCGGCAGUUGCAAAAUCAGUUCGAACGGCUGGCGAGGAAAGCAGCUGUAAGUCAUCGUGAAAAAGUUGAAAAGUUCAAUCAACAAAUGAGUGAACUAACCGAAUUCAACGAUAUACCAAAAGUUUCAUGGACGAAGUGA
Molecule: messenger RNA, 339 nt
Organism: Brugia malayi
Lineage: Eukaryota; Metazoa; Nematoda; Chromadorea; Rhabditida; Onchocercidae
Product: zgc:91831, putative
Exons: 3
Coding region: 1-339 (112 amino acids)
Cellular component (GO): nucleolus
Source: RefSeq, a predicted model, not a curated record